Molecule: messenger RNA, 6433 nt
Organism: Vespa velutina
Lineage: Eukaryota; Metazoa; Arthropoda; Insecta; Hymenoptera; Vespidae
Gene: Usp10
Product: ubiquitin carboxyl-terminal hydrolase 10
Exons: 13
Coding region: 1475-4432 (985 amino acids)
Biological process (GO): regulation of autophagy; protein deubiquitination; DNA damage response, signal transduction by p53 class mediator
Cellular component (GO): nucleus; cytosol
Molecular function (GO): cysteine-type endopeptidase activity; cysteine-type deubiquitinase activity
Source: RefSeq, a predicted model, not a curated record
GCGGGAGAACCGAGCGACGGUGGUGGAGCUAUGGAGAUGGUGUGCGUACCGGUGAUGGUUGGUGGUGGCGACGACGCCAAGCGGUGGGAGCACUUAUGCAUUUAUGCAUUCGUAUUUCCGCGCUCUCGAAGACGAACGAAGCCGUAAGAAGUCGUCGGAACGUCAGAGGCACUACGACCAAAGUCGUCGUAGCGGUCCAUUGAGGAGGAGAGUGGAAGAAGGAAAAAGAGGAAAAGGAAGAAGAAGAAGAAGAAGAAGAAGAAGAAGAAAAGAAGGGGAACGAUGGGGGGAAUGAAGGUGGGCGUAAAGUUGAACCGGAAUAAUAACAUGCACCGUCGUUCGCGCCCACCCAGAGCAAAAAUCUGAAUAUAUGAAACGUAAUGACGGAGCGUGGAAGAAGCGUACGCGCGCGCGAGGUCUUUUGCUCGCUCCAGGUGGUCGCGCCGUCGCGCUUUCCCGUCUCCUCCAAAAUCGUGUCUUUGGUUCCGUCCUUUCGAUCCUCCCUCGAUCCGGUACCUCCUCGCACAAGGGACCGGAGUCCGAGUAUAGAGGUCUAGACGAUCCAGAUUGUGGAUAGACCUGAUGAGAAAUGUCCUGUAAAGGCGCGAUAGAAAGGAAUGAACGAAGAAAGGAACUCUAAGGAAGGAAGGAAGGAAGGAAGGAAGGAACGAACGAACGAACGAACGAAAGAACGAACGAACGAACGAACGAAGGAAAGACAAGAGCAAGGAAGGAAGGAAGGAAGGAAGGAAGGAAGGAAGGAAGGAAGGCAGGAAGGAAGGGCGCCGUCGUAGCCCGGGGACCCGUGGCUCCGCCUAUCGGUGCGCCGCCUCGCGGUGGUGAAUACAUUUAGCCUGAUGAGGAAAGACUCGGGACGGACGUCGGCUACCCCUACCCGGAGUGGUGCCAGUGUUCCUUGCUCUGCUCCCUAUGCUAUGCUCGACUCGGCCCGGCUCCUCGUCGCUCGCCGGAUGGAUAUAGAACCCUUAGUACCAACUCCCCGGAGCCGCGAUUCUACCGAGCUCGAUAUACAUACAAUACGGUGCAAUGCGGUAUACCGGAUCAACCGUGUUACUUGAACGCGUAACCGCUUCUCUUUCUCUCGUAUCGAUCUUUCGUAUUCUUUCCUCGGCAGUUCAUAAUCGAGCAACGAAGCUAACCUUGGACGUUCAUUAUGGAUUCGAUCGAGCUGUUUGCGUUCAAAGCUAUGUUAAAAUUUAUCAUUCAAAUUUCUACUGGGCGACAUUAUUGCUGAGAUAUUCUGGAAAAGAGCAAGGAGAACUCUUUUGGGAACGAAAAAGGGAGUAGUACCAAGAGGGCACCAGGAGGAUACCGGGAGGGCACAACCAGGACAAAACUCAGCAGAAAAGAAUCUAAUAAACCGAAGAGGAGAUCCAGUUUCUCGCCAUUAUUCCGUCGAAAUACGCUGGGAGCCUUGGAUGAGGACGAAAAGGAGGAUAAGAGGAGAAAGAGGAUGAGGGUAGUAGAGAAGCUUGACUUUCAAUUUUUGGAUCUACACGAUUUGGGUGAUAGCGAUAAAAAUCAGUUGAUGGCAAUUUUAAAAUCUAGUAAUGUUACGGACGCAUUGAAGCUACCAUGGGAUACUCUGGAGAAUAAUCACGAAGGAAAUGCGACUGUAACAGAAAUAUCGGAAUUACAAAAUCAUUGGUAUCAAAAUGCAGGGGGAACCGAGGAGGAAGGUUUCUUAAAGUGCGCCAAUCCUACAAACGUUGCCGCCUCCUCGAUGGUCAUGUCGGCGAUACCGCAAACGCAUCAUCCCUAUAACCAACAGAUAAUAACAACUAUGUGCAGCGAUUGGCAACCCAUGUAUAACGUUCCUACCGACGCCCAUAUACAAUCUUAUAUACCUGGAUUAGCCUAUUCUCAUCCAAUAUUUCCAAAUACGGGAAAUGAAAUUCAUGAGGUUUCGUACGGUAGAGAAAACGGACGACGUAGCCGUGGCAGAGGUAUAAGAAGAGACAAUUUUAGCCGAGGUAUCAAUCAGACCACUGAAAUCCAUUCGGGAUAUAUCGGGGAACAGAGCCAAUUUCACCCGCCGAUACCCGUUAUGUACUUUUUGUCCGAUCACGCCGUAUCCCCGCAACAGCAUCAAGUCGCCGGACCAAUUUUUUAUCCUCCCAUAUAUUCCUCGCCAACCAUGCAUCCUCAUACGAAUACGCACCCACAUGCGCAUCCUACUUAUCAAUCGCAUCAUCAUUCGUCCAAUAACAUUAGAUAUGGGAGACAAUCGCAAUCGGUUAUUACGCAGCAAAGUCAAGAGUGCCUGAAAGGAACAACGACGAGCGCUCCUAAAACCCAAGAUAAACGUCCGCAAAAUGUAUAUUCGACUCUGAAGCCAUCGUCUUAUCAUCAAUUGUCAAACGAGGAAGAUAAUAAUUCCUCUCAGACCAACAUAGUGACGACAGUUAUCGUAAAUAACAGUAAUCGAGAGUCUCGGAUCGACAAUGAGGACGAGGAAGGUGGUAUUACUGCCAUUAAUAAGAAGACCGCGAAUAACAACGCCAAAGUCUCGCCGGUUAAUGUCAAAAUAGAACACAAUAUCGUUUCGACCGUCAACGAAGCUUGCAAUGGUACGGAGAAAAGUGAUCUCCCAUGUGUAAAUAUUAAUAGCAGCAUCGAGGUUAAGCAAAAUGGCGAAAGCGAGAAGGAAUAUAAAAAUGAAACUGUUUCUAGUAUUAAGACAACCGUUGUUAAGACAUUGUCGACGUCUACGUCGAAGUCAGGCGAGAACGAAGUACAAAUUGAAGAAAAUGAACCAUCGAAAGGAACCUCUUUAACGGAUGAGCCUCCUGUAAAACCUAAUAAUAAUCUGAUACCUGCUGUUGUAUCUACCGUUGCAAGUUCCUCCUUGGCUUCUAUUACGCCGAAUAUGUCUUGGGCGAAUGUUUUAAAGAAAGGCAGUUCAGAAUUACAAAGUAAUAAUAGUUCGGGUUACAAGCCAAUGGCACGAAUUAAUCCAUUGCCAGUUACGCCGGUGAACGAACAACAGAGUGGCGCAACGACGAAAACGCCAUUGCACCAAACGAUCGUACAAAGGGAACAACGUAUUGCAGGUCCAUCGCUCGAAAACGAAAGUCUUCCUUCUAGUGCGCACAAUAUGUCGAGCGAUUCUACGAAACACCAAACAGAAUUGACGAUCCUAAACAAAUACGACGAUCCUACUGUUUUUAGAAUGGCCGAAUUCUUAUUAAACUAUCAGAUGGACAAGCAAACGGUAAGCUUGUUACCGCGUGGCUUAACGAAUCGUAACAAUUAUUGUUACAUCAAUAGCAUAUUACAAGCUUUACUUGCGUGUCCACCCUUUUACAAUCUUCUUAUGGCCUUGCCAACGAACCAUUCCAAAGGCAAUUGCAAAUAUUCAUCCACCCCCCUCAUAGAUAACAUGAUUAAGUUUGUUCACGAAUUUACGCCUCUGUCGGACAGCGCUAGAUCAGCUAGAAAAGAUAGGGUACACAAAAGAGGAGACAAUUCUAUUGUAGAUAUACAAAGUGGUAUGGCAUUUGAACCAUCUUACGUGUACACUAUGCUGAAAAAUACUUCCGCUGCCGGAGUAUUUUCCGUAGAAGGCCGACAAGAAGAUGCGGAAGAAUUUCUCUCGUGCCUUCUAAAUGGUAUCAACGAUGAAAUGUUGGAGCUUAUUAAAUUAGUAAAUAAUGAACCAAAUCCAGCUGCUGCAGCCAAUCCAGCGGAGACUAAUAUUAAUUACAAUCAUGCGGAGGAAGAGUGGAAAGUAAUGGGACCAAAGAACAAGGGAUCCAUCACACGAUGUACCGAAUUUGGUCGAACACCCUUGUCUGAUAUUUUUCGCGGCCAAUUAAGGUCUAGAGUAUCUCGGAUGGGAGAACAGCCGACCGACAAUGUGCAACCUUUCUUCACGCUGCAAUUGGAUAUCGAAAAGGCGGAGACUGUGACAAGGGCGCUCGAAAUAUUGGUUGGAAAAGAUCAAUUGGAAGGGAUGACUUGUAGUAAAACGAAACAACAAAUAGAAGCUUGGAAGCAAGUCACUUUGGAAGAAUUACCGGUUAUCCUUAUAUUACAUUUAAAGUGGUUCGAUUACAAGCUUAAUGGAUGUUCAAAGAUAUUUAAGAAGGUCGAAUUCCCCAUAGAUUUAAAAGUGGAUGCCAAAUUUUUGUCACCAAAUAUAUGGAAAAAAUUGAAUUCCAAACAAAAACAGUACAAAUUAUUUGCUGUUACUUACCACGUUGGGAAAGAAACAACAAAAGGCCAUUACGUUACCGAUGCCUUUCACGUAGGCUACGGAGGUUGGGUAAGAUACGAUGACAAUUCGUUACAAGGUAUUUCAGAGAAUGACGUAUUAAAUCCAGCUCCUCCUAGCGUACCAUAUUUACUAUAUUAUAGAAGAUGCGAUACCAUCGGGAAUAAUCAAUCAAACGCAGGUAGAACCCGUUGAAAUAUCACUAUCCAUUUGUAUAGAUAAAAGUCCUAAACAAAUAUAGUGUGUAUCACUUUUUACGAUUUCACGUUUAUUGUUGAUAUUUAUAUCCGAGUAAGCAGAACGUUUGUUAUAAAGUAUGGUAAAAUUGAAUUACUAUUUCCUUUUAUCUUACUACACCGCUCAUCAAAUAUUUAUACUAAAAACUGUUACUAGUUUUACGCGUAGUUUUUUCUUGAUACAUAACUUGAAAGUAGCUAAGGUAAAACCAAGUGUUCAUAUUAGCACAUUUUAUUGGCGUUGGGUAUUAGAUGCUUAUAGUUUAUAAAAGAAAACAUUAGAUAUAAGUUUCUUGUAUAUAAUAUGUUUCUUCUAAGAUAGAUAUCGUAUAUCGUAUUAUGAUGUCUGCGCGCGUUUACACGGAAGAGUAAUUUGUAACGUGAAUUUUUAUGAUCACGUUGCCUUUCCUUCUCCUCCUCCCCCCACCCCCUCCCUCUAUUACUUCCCAUGGAACGAAAUUACGAUUUAAUUGCUUUUUUUUAUGACGUUUACUAAUCGUUUAAGAAGCACAGAUAUCUUUCUUCAGUUAGAUUAUGUUUAAAAUAUUAACAUAACGUCAUAUAUCUCACAUUUUCAAUCAUUCUGGUCAUCUCUUUAUUGAAAGGCUUAUUAUAUAAGUUUUGUUUUACGUAUUACGUAUAUGCGCGUUAAUUAGUUAUGUACAAAUAAUUUCUCUAAGUCUCCUGAAUUCCCAAUUUACUGUCCAACUUUUGAUAUUCGUUACUCGUGUUUAAGAUUUCUUAGGAAGAUAAGACUAAACAUUACGAUAAGUAAGAAAUACAUUUUUUUAUCAGGCAAGCGUGAACAUAUUUUCCAAUUUUGCCUUAUAAUCUUUGGCACCGACUGCCUGUCAUAAUGAGAGAGAGAGAGAGAGAAAAAAAAAAAAGAAAAAAGAAAAAAAAAUUAAUGUAACAUUCAUCGAUCCCAUUAAUGUUAAUAAGCUCAUGUAUUUCGUUAGAAACAAAUGUCCAUAAAUGUGUCAUUUUUGCAUAUAAAUACGUCACUUUUACAUAUUUGUAAUAAGACCAGUCUGUUAUUCAAGAAUCAUUAUUUUAAUGAACUCUUUCUUGAACGGUAAAGUUGUAGUAUUUGCAUUUUUACAUUUUUCUCAACAAAGAAAUAUUUUUUGUCAAUUUAUAUAUCGAAUUUAACAAUUUAGUCAUUAUUGAAGUAAGGAUUAAUAUUGUACUGAACCUCCAUUAUGAGAUAUAUCUACCAUAAUAUUGUAAAUUAAUCAUAUCGUUGAAAAAUUUCUUUCAAACCGAGGUCACAUCUAUUAUAUCAUUUAUAUUUACUGACAUAUUUUACAUUUUUGCACCGACUAAAGUCUGCAAAUCUAUGUUUGUUAACGAUGGUAAUAUUAUCAAACAAACAAAUUAGCAAAAAAAAAAUAUAUAUAUAUAUAUAUAUAUAUAUAUAUAUAUACAUGCAUACACCCACCCACCCACACACACACACACACACAUAUGUGUAUAUAUAUAUAUAUAUAUAUAUGCACACCCCACACACACAAACUUUUAUGAAAACCUGUGUACAAUAUAGUGUAAACUUUUAUCUCUUGUAGAAAUACAAGAAAUUUGAGUAACAUACAAAUAAGAAUAUUAUAGCUAUGCAAAGUGGUAAAACUAGAAAAUCUAAUUAUAAAAUAUCAUAUUUACAUACAUACAUACAUACAUACAUUAUCUAUAAAGUAAAAUGUUUAUAAUGUAGAUAAAAUCUUGAUAUAAGUGAAAUUUUGCAAGUGUAUGUAACUUAAGCAGUAAAAUACAAUAUAUUUCUUUUCAUCUUAGUAUAUAUCUAUUAUAAAUUGUAAAUAAAUAUUUAGAGUUUAUAAAAAAGAAAAAUUAAAAAAAAAAAAAGAAGAAAAAAAAGGAAAAAAAAUAAAUCUAUGUACAUACAUUAUCUAUAAGCUGUCACAUGUGUAUUAAGAUACAAUAUACGCAAAAUAGGAAUAUUUUA